CCUGUCGAUCUUUUCGAAAAUGAAUCCUACAAAUCAAUACCUGGCCUUGGCUCACUUCAUCUCCCCCUGGAUCAUGAUGCUGGCGCGGGUGCUCAUGGUGAGCCUUGAGACUGCCAGACCUUUUUCCUCCCGUUCACCGUUGCGGGAAGACGCGCCCUUUUCUCAUCUCGGCACCGUGAGCACACCAUCCCGCGCCCGACCCAUUGAUCCAGAAGGUGUAUACGUAGUCGCCGCUCCUCCUGUUCUCCGUGUCGUCUUAGUCCGCUCGUGCCGUUCGCUUCACUGUACAUGGGAAACCUGCAUCAAUCCAGCCCCAUGUAGGCAAAUGGAUCGCCUGAGUACCUACUUACUUACAUCAACAAGGACGAUCAUAUCCCUCUUGAUCCAAGACUGGGCACCAGAAAAUACAAACAUAUCAAAUGGCCAUGAGGUUGAGACCAGCUCGCAUAUCCGCGGCAUCAUCUUCACAAUCUGCGAGGCCCCCCGUCCUGUUCCUCAUCCUCCGCCUCCUCCCCCGAGUAAAGGAGCAGGAUAGCAGCGACAUGAUGACCCUCCCCCACUGUCGUUCAUGCAUGAUAGGCGCAGUGCCCACCAACAAUACAAAUAUUGUCUGCCGACAUUUGGUUGUUGUCCUGUUUUAGGUCAUGAUCGCGUCACGCCAUGGGACCCUGGCCGCUUUGCAGUUGACAGCCGGUGCCCCGGUGGUCAGUGGGAUGGGAUGGAUCAUGCUCACGGCAAAGCAAGAAACCUUUCUCCGGUUUUCGGCGGAAAGGCCUUCACCACCAGCCAGCUCUGCGCGAGAGAAAAAAAAACCCCAUGCGAUAAUAGUGAUACAAGUUCACCGCUUCUUGAAUGCAUCAGCUUGGGUCGCAGGGGCCCUCAUGCAGCUGCGAACUGUUGCGGCCUAGCGCAGGGGAAGCCACAGUGUGUUUUCGCGUGGAGGUUUUUUUUUCAUCCUUUCUUUAUAGGGAUGCGCAAUGGCCUAUCCAUUAUUGUGGGAUCGCGGCUGUCUUGGCGUAUCCAUCCGCCGACCAAAGUAGACAAGUCGGCAAGAACAUUUUCAUGCCCUAAUAAGUCGGCGGCCGCACGUGUCUUGACCUGGGUUGACGAGCGUUCACCAUUCAAAUUGUCAAUAUUCGGUGUGGCUAUCGUGCAAAGGGCUGAGGGUAGGUUAGAGCCUCUUAGUUAG
This is a messenger RNA of Periconia digitata, 1189 nucleotides long. The record is from the annotation of a GenBank genome assembly. NCBI's taxonomy places the organism in Eukaryota, Fungi, Ascomycota, Dothideomycetes, Pleosporales, Periconiaceae.